CCGAAUCCGCGCACGGGCGCGGAGCGUGCCUCUUUGUUGGCGCCGCGGCUGCCCGCCUCAUUAGCCGCACCCAAACACAAACACUUGUCGGCUAUCUGUCGUUGCCAUGGCGACAGCCAGGUGGCGGGCGUGAGAUGCAGCCGACGCCACCGCGGUAGCGAGCAAACGAGGCGCGUGGGCCUGCGGCGCUGCACUGGUGCCCCGGGCGCUUCCGAUAUCAGAUGUCAAAGCGCAAGCGACUGUCGCGGCACCCGCCGAUGCGGCGCCCGGUCGGCGCGCCGGGGCUGCUGGCCGAGUCGUGCCCUGGACCAGUGCGGCCCGCCAGCCGAGGAGCGGAGCCGAGUGUCAGCGCGCACCUCGCCGCCACCCGCCAGCCUCGAGGCCCCGCAGCCGGCCGGCCCCCCGCCGCCAGUGGAAGCUCAGGGGCACGGGGCAGACGUCCCCACGAGCGGAGCGGUCGGCCGCCGCCUGCAGCCUGCCGUUCAGGAGGGCGGCGGCAGCGAACAGGAGCUCACCCCGGAUCAUCAGGCAGCUGUGCAGAGCGAGGAGGCGGGAGGCGAGCUGGAGCCGGCGCCCUCGCCCGGCGUGGGCACGCAGACGGACGGCCCGGCGCUGGUCACCGCCGGAGAGCGAAUGGAGCAGCGCACCGCGGAGCGAACUGUCCAUACAGACUAUGAGAUGUGCGACUCGAUGACGGAGGAGAGAAACGCGCCCUCAGAGGAGGCCCCGGCCCCGGCCGACCACACCGGCUCGGAGCCCAUGCAGGAUGACCAGAUGUCCGACUGCGGCACGGACACCGGCUCGCUGGAGAGCAUCAGUGACCUGCCGGACGCCGAGAGCGGCCAGCAGCUGGCCUGCCCGUCUCGCGACUGCGAGCAGACCUUCCUCAGCCCGAAGGCGUUCACGCAGCACCUCCGCUCGCACAACAAGAGCCUGGUGGACGCGGGUGGCCAGCACGCGUGCGGCAUCUGCCAGAAGCCGCUCAGCUCGGCGGCGUCGCUGGACCGCCACAUGCUGACGCACACCGGCUACAGGCCGUUUUGCUGCCGGCUCUGUGGCCUGCGCUUCACCACCAACGGCAACAUGCACCGGCACCUGCGCGGCUCGCACUGCGGCGAGGAGGGCGCGCGGCGGGCCUGCAAGCGGCGCGGCAGUGGCGAC
Molecule: messenger RNA, 1161 nt
Organism: Pollicipes pollicipes
Lineage: Eukaryota; Metazoa; Arthropoda; Thecostraca; Pollicipedomorpha; Pollicipedidae
Product: oocyte zinc finger protein XlCOF7.1
Exons: 4
Biological process (GO): regulation of transcription by RNA polymerase II
Cellular component (GO): nucleus
Molecular function (GO): DNA-binding transcription activator activity, RNA polymerase II-specific; RNA polymerase II cis-regulatory region sequence-specific DNA binding
Source: RefSeq, a predicted model, not a curated record